Messenger RNA from Epinephelus lanceolatus (giant grouper), 2750 nucleotides. RefSeq names its product nuclear receptor subfamily 2, group C, member 1 (gene nr2c1). Gene Ontology annotation, molecular function: DNA-binding transcription factor activity; sequence-specific DNA binding; zinc ion binding. The record is from RefSeq and is a predicted model, not a curated record. Gene Ontology annotation, biological process: regulation of DNA-templated transcription. NCBI's taxonomy places the organism in Eukaryota, Metazoa, Chordata, Actinopteri, Perciformes, Serranidae.
ACAGCAGUGGCCAGUAACACAGGAAGGGAGGGAGUGUUCAGUCUACAGCAGGGAAGCGACCAUUACCAGCUAGCAAACAGCUAGCCUAGCUCGUUAGCACUGUCGUCGGGAGCUCAGCGCUUUAAAAAUACAUUUGGCAGUUGUGCGUGCCUCAUGGGGCACUGAUGUGAAGAGCAGUGGAAGAAGGUGCAUGCAGUAUCAGAAUGGAUGGACAGACACAAAGGAUUCAGCUUGUGUCAGCAGACAGCAACAUGGCAUUAGGACACAGGAUCCAGAUUGUAACUGAUCAGCAAACUGGCCAGAAGAUCCAGAUCGUCACAGCACUUGAGCCAUCUUCCCCUGGAAAACAGCAAUUUAUCUUAGCAAAUGCUGACUAUUCCCCCACUGGGAAGGUGAUCCUAGCCAAGCAGGAAGGCUCACCCAACAAGGUCAUCCUUGCCGCUCCAGACGGCUCUGGGGUUAACCAGCUGUUGUUUGCCUCCCCUGAUCUGGCUGGGCAGCAGAUUCAGUUUGUGACCGAGGGGUCAGACCAGUCCAUUGUGAAGCCGGUUAUAGAGUACUGCGUUGUCUGUGGGGACAAGGCCUCAGGGCGUCAUUACGGAGCUGUCAGCUGUGAGGGCUGUAAGGGCUUCUUCAAACGCAGCAUUAGAAAGAACCUGGUGUACACAUGCAGGGGCUCCGGAGAGUGUGCCAUCAACAAGCUCCACCGAAACCGCUGCCAAUACUGUCGACUGCAGCGCUGCAUAAAUCUGGGCAUGAAACAGGACUCUGUGCAGUGUGAGAGGAAGCCUGUCGAAGUGACCACCAGAGAGAAAUCCGUCAACUGUGCAGCCUCCACUGAGAAGAUCUACAUCCGCAAGAACCUGUGCAGUCCUCUGGCAGCCACACCCACUUUUGUGUCGGAUAAGGAAACUGCAAGGUCUACAAGUUUGCUGGAGUCAAACAUGUUGCUCAACAUCCAACAGCCCUUCUCUAAGCUGGAAAACACCAUCUUGAUUCCAGCGUCCCCCGACAAGCAGGAUGACCCAUCUCAAGGUGACCUCGGCACGCUGGCUAAUGUCGUGACAUCCCUCGCCCACCUCAACAAGGCCAGGGAGGCGAGUGAAGGCGACAAUGAUCUGAUGGGAGUCGAAACGCUCAGUAACGGGGACAGCUCGAUGACAGACGUCCAAGGGGAUGAGCAAACUGCAAGUGAUAUCACUCGAGCUUUUGACACCCUGGCCAAAGUCCUGCACCCUAAUGACGGCACAGCAGGAGAUUCUUUGGAGGCCACAAUGCAGCUGAUGUCAGGGGACCAGUCAGGUCCUGUGGUGGAGCUGGAGGGCCCUAUACUCUCUGACAGCCAUAUCCCUUUCAAGCUUAUGAUGCCUUUGCCUGUGCCAGAGUACCUCAAUGUCAACUACAUCUGUGAGUCAGCUUCCCGGCUACUUUUUCUCUCUAUGCACUGGGCUCGCUCCAUCCCUGCAUUUCAAACACUUGGCGGUCAGGACAAUGAUAUUAACUUAAUGAAAGCCUGCUGGAACGAGCUGUUUGCCCUGGGUCUGGCACAGUGCUCCAACGUUAUGAAUGUUGGUACCAUCCUAAGUGCCAUUAUCAACCAUCUGCAGACCAGCUUACAGGAAGAUAAGUUGUCCCCAGAGCGAGUAAAACUGGUGAUGGAGCAUAUCUGGAGGAUGCAGGAGUUCUGUAACAGCAUGACCAAGCUGACCCCAGACUCUUAUGAAUAUGCCUACCUCAAAGCCAUCGUUCUCUUCAGUCCUGAUCACCCAGGCAUAGAUAACACCCCACAGAUAGAGCGAUUUCAGGAGAAGGCCUACAUGGAGCUGCAGGACUACGUAACCAGGACUUACCCAGAAGACUCCUAUCGGUUAUCCAAGCUGCUGCUGCGUCUUCCUGCCCUCAGGCUGAUAAGUGCAGCCGUCACAGAGGAGCUGUUUUUCGCCGGGCUCAUCGGCAACGUGCAGAUCGACAGCAUCAUCCCAUACAUCCUCAAAAUGGAGUCCACGGAUUACAAUAGCCAGACGGUCACUGGGGUCUGACACACUGUGCCAUCGCAACAUUGGACUAUUAAAACUGGACAGCCAGCCAAUCAGAGUGCUCCACAGACCGAUCACUAAGUGGUCACAACAUACUGUAUUUAUGACGCAACAUCAUUUGGGAAUUCUGUUCUCACUCUAACCUUGCUCCUGCUUGUGACUCCUCAGUAACCAGUCAGUAGAGCACAACUCACCAAGAGGACAAAUAAAACCGACUCCAGUGGCACGUGAGCCGCCAACAGCAGCCCGUUCAGGAACGAACCCCUCGAAACCUGCAUAGUAGUUUGCGCUUUUUAUUGUACAUAGUAUUUUAUGCUUCAUCGCCUCCAGGCCUUUCCUUUUUUUCUGCAGAUCGUUUCCACUUUGAAGGAAUCAGGACGGUUUGUUUUUUCACUGCUUUUUUUAUUUUCUAAAAAUUAUGAGGAAAAAGAAAAAAAAUGUGUCAAAAUGUGAAAUUGAUUUGUGAGAUGUUUUUAAUCGCAGAAGGUUAUAACCUUUGUUUCUUAUUUGUUUGCCAAUCCAAAGGAUCGUGCAGCAUCACUUGUCAAAUGUUUGACAUCAUGAAGUUGUUGUGUAUAUAGAUUUGUAUAUAGAAUGCACCAAGACGGCUAAAAAUGGGAAGCACUUGGUUAAAUCGUGGACUCCAUCUUUUGGACAAAUUAAUGUGGAUGGAAAAUAGUCGAGUCAUUUGAAAAUAAAAACACCUUUCAACCA